Messenger RNA from Pelobates fuscus (common spadefoot toad), 3938 nucleotides. RefSeq names its product DnaJ heat shock protein family (Hsp40) member C6 (gene DNAJC6). Gene Ontology annotation, biological process: clathrin-dependent endocytosis; synaptic vesicle uncoating. The transcript has 19 exons. Lineage: Eukaryota; Metazoa; Chordata; Amphibia; Anura; Pelobatidae. The record is from RefSeq and is a predicted model, not a curated record. Gene Ontology annotation, molecular function: clathrin binding. Gene Ontology annotation, cellular component: cytoplasm; intracellular membrane-bounded organelle; postsynaptic density. Bases 53 to 3034 code for a protein of 993 amino acids.
CCCAGUGAUCCCCCCUCCACUCACUGGAAUGCUGCUUCUUGCUGACUGACCCAUGAGCCUGCUCGGCAGCUACCGGAAAAAGGCCAAUAAUGACGGUUAUGAAUCUUUGCAGCUGGUGGACAGCAACGGGGACCUGAGUAACAAGGAGCGGCCGGGGGGAAGGCAAGGAGUGAGCGGCCCGGGGGCCACAGGAGCAGCACCGACAGCAGCAGCAACCACGGCCGGCAGGAGCCCGAGCAGACAGCCAGGAGAGACCGGCACCAUGGACAGCUCAGGAGCCUCCUCUCCAGACAUGGAGUCCAACUAUGGUGGCGGUCUGUUAGACAUUGUGAAAGGGGGAGCGGGCCGUCUCUUCAGCAACUUGAAGGACAACUUGAAGGACACCUUAAAGGACACGUCUACUAAAGUCAUGCAGUCCGUUGCCAGUUAUACAAAAGGAGAGCUGGACAUUUCAUAUAUUACCUCAAGGAUUAUAGUCAUGUCAUUCCCAGCAGAAGGUGUUGAACUGGGUUUUCGAAACCAUAUCGAAGACGUACGUUCGUUUCUAGAUUCGAGACAUCUAGAUCAUUACACGGUUUUCAAUUUGUCACCGAAGUCAUACCGCAGUGCCAAAUUUCAUAACAGGGUCUCAGAAUGCAGCUGGCCUGUCAGACAAGCUCCAAGUUUGCACAAUCUAUUUGCUGUUUGCAAAAACAUGCACAAUUGGUUACAGCAGAACCCCAAAAAUGUCUGCGUUAUACACUGCAUGGAUGGACGCACAGCAUCUGCGGUUCUAGUAAGCGCUGUGUUUUGUUUCUGCCAUCUCUUCUCGAAUCCUAUUUCUGCCAUUCAGCUCCUUAAUGCGAAGCGCCCUGGGAUCGGACUCUGGCCCUCACACAGGAGGUACAUAGGUUAUAUCUGUGACCUGGUUUCAGAUAAACCCACACAGCCUCACUGCAAACCUAUUCUCAUCAAAUCUGCCACCAUCAGUCCUAUUCCGUGCUUUAACAAGCAGAGGAAUGGGUGCCGUCCUUUCUGCGAGGUUCUUAUCGGAGAGACGCGAAUAUUCAGCACCAUGUUGGAUUAUGAAAGGAUGAAGGAAUAUCGUGUUCAGGACGGGAAGGUUGUUAUUCCUUUGGGGGUCACUGUUCACGGGGAUGUCGUAGUAUCGGUGUUCCACAUGAGAUCCACUAUUGGGGGAAGACUUCAAGCAAAAAUGUCAAAUACUCAGAUAUUACAGAUUCAGUUUCAUACUGGGUUUAUAGCUUUGGGGACAACAGCAUUGAAAUUCACAAAGCCUGAGCUUGAUGCCUGUGACUCUCCAGAGAAAUAUCCACAGCUGUUUCAUGUGAUGCUGGACAUUGAAAUUGAAGCCACGGACAGACAGACAGACCUUACUCCCCCCUGGGAAAAUUUUGCAUCAAAAGACGUAAAUCCUAGCAUUUUAUUUUCUUCUCAGCAGGAACAGCAAGAUGCCCACACAAUCGGCAGUAAAGCUCCUGUAGAACAACAUCAAGACAACAUUAGAACUGUCGGGCAGACCACAUUUUUCUCCUCUUUGAGCUGGCAAGACCAGAAGUCAGACAAGACUGGGUCCCAUCCUGUCCCAGAAGACCGGGCUGCACUAGUACACGAGGAAAGUGAGCAGUCAGAUGAUGAACUCCUGUCCCUCUCCAGCCAGCACAGCAACACAAGUGGCGAGAAGCUUCACGGGACCCCAAAGCACAAAAAAACGGACCCACCGGCUCCUCCUGCACCUCCUGAGGAUGUAGAUCUCCUAUUUCUGGAUGGAAGUACUGUGAGUGGCACUCCUCCACCUGCUCCUCCAUCUCAGCCCAAACCUCCUCCUUCAAACUCGGACUUGCUGAACGAUAUAUUUGGGGGGGUGCCUCAGGGAGUUGGGGAGACUCUGAUACAAUCCGAAGGAGUAGGCUCUGUGCACUCCACUCCACGUAGGUCUGCAGCGUCACUGUCACCGUCCCAGUCACCGAGAAUUGGAGAAGCUGCUGCAUUUGAUCCAUUUGGCUGCAGUCCUAAACAACCAGCCAAGGACUUGCUGGGCUCCUUUCUCAGUGCUACGAAUACCAGCAGCGGGGAUCCCUUUCUACACAGCACACGAAGCCCAUCUCCGACUGUGUUUGCCGAUCCAUUUAACAUGCCACCUCCCUCCGUUUCCAUACAGCCGGAUGUGUCUGCACAAUGGAACUGGAACAAUAAUCCACAAGCUGGUUUGAGUGUAGGCAGCCGAUCAGCAGCGACCAGUCCUACAGGAUCACCGCAUAGUACCCCUGCUCAUCAAUCAAAGCCGCACAGCCUUGACCCCUUUGCUGAUCUUGGAUCUUUGGGGGCAAAUUUACCUGGAGGCUCGUCAUUUGCCAGUAAACCAACAACACCAACAGGCUGUGGCGGAGGAAUUCCACUUGCAAGCUCCCCACAAAACCCAUCUCCACAACAUGUAGGGGGCGCAGGCUGGCAUCCAAACACUGGCUAUAACUGGCAACAAUCACAGACCAAACCAGCAACACAAAUACCGCACUCCUCACCGCAGAACAAACCUAACUACAAUAUCAGCUUUGCCGGCCCUGGAGGUGGUCAGAGUGAAAAAGGAAAACCUGCAGCUGGUGCUGAUACAAAACAGAAAUUUUCUGGUGACAACUUUGAAGAUUUAUUGUCCAGUCAAGGCUUUAACGCUCAUAAGGAAAGAAAGGGACCUAGAACGAUUGCUGAAAUGAGAAAAGAGGAGAUGUCAAAAGAAAUGGACCCAGAGAAAUUAAAGAUUUUAGAUUGGAUUGAAGGUAAAGAACGAAAUAUCAGAGCCCUUCUUUCUACAAUGCACACUGUGCUCUGGUCAGGGGAGACCAAAUGGAAACCCAUCAGUAUGGCGGACCUAGUGACCCCCGAACAAGUGAAGAAAGUCUAUCGUAAAGCUGUCUUGGUGGUCCAUCCAGAUAAAGCAACCGGGCAGCCCUAUGAGCAAUAUGCAAAGAUGAUUUUUAUGGAGCUGAAUGACGCCUGGUCAGAAUUCGAUAAUCAGGGCCAGAAGCCGCUAUAUUAAUUUCAAGUUCUCAGACAGGCUUCGGAUCUACUCUCACAGCUUCCAUCUCUAGAACAUGAGAAAAAAAAGAAAGAAAAAAAAGCUGGGGUUUUUGGUUUACUUUUUGUUCUUUGUACUCUCAAUGCAGUCUUAUUUCUCUUAAUAUAAGAGGAGACACAACAUAUCACAUUUUUGGACAUGUUAACAGGGCAAGAAGAGUUGAUACAGUAAUUGUAUGAAAAUUCCUCGGUUCUUGUAUGCCUAAUAAUGAUCUUUUUCGAUUGUAUGAUACUAAUGGAAAAUCCCUGCUGCUCCCCCCAACCUUAUUUAUUUAAUUUAUUUAAUUUAUUUAUUUAUUUUAUCAGUGCAGGAUUUUAAUCCGAAUCAUCUGAACUAAGAUACUCAGUUACAGCACCAGGGUAGUGGAGGUAAAUAGACGUAAAUAGUGAUAUUUAUUCACUAAAUACCGCUAAUAGUCAAAGCAACCCGGAGAAAGUCUCGAGCAGUGCUUAGGGGGGAACUGACUCUUCAUCACCCUUCCCUGAGCUGAGUCUCAGGAACUCAAAUCAGGGAAUUUCAUUUUAAAUGAUCUCACCAAAUUUCGCUUUUGCAAGAGACCACGAUAGGUUAUCUUUCUCCAAAUAACCAGAUAGAGAUUCUUAAAACCCAGGAAAACGCACAAUUUUUCAUCUUGGGUUAGUAUGGGUAGACAGUAGACCCCAUUGUUGAGUGUGUGUUUUUUUUUUUUUUAAUAGAGAGCUACAUCUAUGGCUAUGAGCACUAAGUAGUGCUUGUUGUGUCUGCUGUUUGAUUGAAUGCCCUUUGAAUUAGCCUUUCAACUACCCAUUAACUAAACCGGGACAGAGUUAGGCUAUUAUCACUCUGCAUGCCAGAGAGGGUUUGGGAAAGUUACACCAAAGUUGGG